This is a messenger RNA of Oppiella nova, 1722 nucleotides long. The record is from the annotation of a GenBank genome assembly. Lineage: Eukaryota; Metazoa; Arthropoda; Arachnida; Sarcoptiformes; Oppiidae.
AUGAUCGCAAACAAAGUUUGGGCUGAACUUGAUGUUCAGACAUUUUAUGCCAAUUGGGAUGAGACUGAAAUUAUCGAUAAUGAUAAGAAUAAAAAUAACCAAGAGCGCCCCAAUCGUAAUGCACUGGUAGUCUGUGAGAAACGCCAAGAAUGGACAACCGGAUUAUUAAGCGAGGCACUCGAAAACGUUACCCAGGUGGUCAAUAAAUUAAAUGACCAGGUGGCUAUGUUAAAUACUGCCUUUCCAUAUGGAUUCGUGUACAUUCAGUUGCCCAACCAGUCUGAGCCCCGGGAUCUGUGGCCACAAACUAACUGGUCGGAUGUGACACAAAACAACUCGGAAUUGAUUUUGGGAUCGAAACUAAUGAAUAGCAUUCAACCCAAGGAUGAGAAUAAGGCUCACUAUCAGCCCCGCGACGUAAAAACUGGAGGCGUUGGACUACCACACCCGACCCCUAACUCAGCCAUUGACCUAAACAUAUGUGGUGAUUGGAUAGCCUACCGCAAACAAAAAUGUAUCAAGAUACUACCAAUUCGGGGCACAUAUAACGAGGCUAUAGUUAAUUGUCAACAGGAUAACGCAAACGUGAUCACCAUAAAUGACCAGGAUGAACAGGAAUUUAUGAUGGACAUCCUACAAGAGUUUAACACUACCGCUGACAGAGCCUGGGCUAACCACCCCACCGACUCGGCCUACGCUAACUGGGAAGACAUCCCUGACACUAAAUAUUACAGAAACCGCAACGAAAUCCCUAUCCAUAUAUCCCUUUCGGGCAUAAAUUACGGCAAAUGGUAUGACGAGAGGCUGAGCCGUAAGGCACUGAUAGGCUGCGAGAAACGCCAGGAGUGGACAGUAGGCCUAUUGAGCGCAGCCCUUGAAAGUGUAGUAAAAGUGGUGAAUCAGCUAAAUGAGCAAGUUAAAAUGGGGCAUACCCGAGUGAUUCCCGAGGGGUUUGUUUACAUUCAGCUGAAUAAUCAGUCGGAGCCCCGGGAUCUGUGGCCGUGGGCUAACUGGACUGACGUGACACCGGAUAUGUCGGAGCUGUUGAUGGAUUCAAAUCAGUUGAAUGGCAUUCAAGUGAAGGACGAGAACAGGGCUGAGAGUCAGGCCGUGAAGGUGUGGAAAAGGAUUUUUCCCGUGUCUUCUGUGAACGCUAUGAUAGAGACCCCAAACCAUAGGCUUAUAAUACUAGCCGUGAGUGUGAAGUACUCCUCGAAAGACAUUUUCAGUGAUGUCUCGUAUACAGUGGUCGGCUCUAUAGUAAUAGCCGGUAGUAUUGUCUGUCCACUAUUGGACUCGUAUAUUACGUUAGUGGUGGCCAGGCUUAUAACACUAGCCGUGAGUGUGAAGUACUCCUCGAAAGACAUUUUCAGUGAUGUCUCGUAUACAGUGGUCGGCUCUAUAGUAAUAGCCGGUAGUAUUGUCUGUCCACUAUUGGACUCGUAUAUUACGUUAGUGGUGGCCAGUCAGCAAAACACUAUCGAUAAACAACAGGAAAUACAGGAAAAUCUUAUCGAUAAUGUAAAUACCGUUCCCAUAUGCUUCAUAUAUAUACAGCUGCCCAACCACUCAGAGCCCAUACACCUGUGCCCAGUGGCCAACUGGUCGGACGCUACUAUAGAAUCUAAUUUACUAUUUAAAGUUCACUUACUGUUGACCUUAGCAAUUUAUGGGGUUCGACUACAACUACUCUUAAGACAACUACAAUUGGAUAUGAAAUGA